Messenger RNA from Propithecus coquereli (Coquerel's sifaka), 3023 nucleotides. RefSeq names its product tetratricopeptide repeat domain 14 (gene TTC14). The transcript is spliced from 12 exons. Lineage: Eukaryota; Metazoa; Chordata; Mammalia; Primates; Indriidae. The record is from RefSeq and is a predicted model, not a curated record. Bases 123 to 2444 code for a protein of 773 amino acids. Gene Ontology annotation, molecular function: protein binding; nucleic acid binding.
GACGGUGCCGUGAGCUUCCGGCGGCCUCUAGGCUGCUUCCUCGGCCUCCUGGACCCCCCCGGCUCAAGUACGGCACCGGGGGCUAGUAGCCCAUCGGCCGUCGAGCCCAGCAAUCUCUAGCCAUGGACCGGGACCUCCUGCGGCAGUCGCUGAAUUGCCAUGGGUCGUCAUUACUCUCGCUGCUCCGGAGCGAACAGCAGGACAAUCCACACUUCCGGAGCCUCCUAGGGUCGGUGGCCGAGCCCGGCCGGGGCCCGCCACCCCAGCACCAGUUACAGGGCAGGAAAGAGAAGAGAGUUGACAACAUAGAAAUACAAAAAUUUAUUUCUAAAAAAGCGGAUUUGCUCUUUGCGCUUUCCUGGAAAUCAGAUGCAUCUGCAACUUCUGAAAUUAAUGAAGACAACGAAGAUUAUUAUGCAGUCAUGCCACCUUUAGAGCAAUUCAUGGAGAUACCUAGUAUGGAUCGGAGAGAGCUGUUUUUCAGAGAUAUUGAGCGUGGUGAUAUAGUUAUUGGAAGAAUUAGUUCCAUUCGGGAAUUUGGUUUUUUCAUGGUGUUGAUCUGUUUAGGAAGUGGCAUCAUGAGAGAUAUAUCCCACUUAGAAAUCUCCGCUCUUUGUCCAUUAAGAGAUGUGCCUUCUCAUAGUAACCACGGAGACCCUUUAUCAUAUUACCAAACUGGUGACAUCAUUCGAGCUGGAAUCAAGGAUAUUGACAGAUACCAUGAAAAGCUGGCAGUAUCUCUGUAUAGCUCAUCUCUUCCACCACAUCUCUCUGGUAUUAAAUUAGGUGUAAUUAGUGCUGAAGAGCUUCCUUUGUACUACAGGAGGAGUAUUGAACUAAAUAGCAAUUCUUUGGAUUCCUAUGAAAAUAUCAUGCAGAGUUCCUUGGGAUUUGCUAAUCCAGGCGUAGUUGAAUUCCUUCUAGAAAAACUAGGAAUAGAUGAAUCUAAUCCACCAUCUUUAAUGAGAGGCCUACAAAGCAAAAAUUUCUCUGAAGAUGAUUUUGCUUCUGCGUUGAGAAAGAAACAAUCGGCAUCUUGGGCUUUAAAAUGUGUGAAGAUUGGAGUUGAUUAUUUUAAGGUUGGACGCCAUGUGGAUGCUAUGAAUGAAUACAAUAAAGCUCUGGAAAUAGAUAAACAAAAUGUGGAAGCUUUGGUAGCACGUGGAGCCUUGUAUGCGACAAAAGGAAGUCUGAACAAAGCAAUAGAAGAUUUUGAGCUUGCAUUAGAAAACUGUCCAACUCACAGGAAUGCAAGAAAAUACCUCUGCCAGACACUUGUAGAAAGAGGAGGGCAGUUAGAAGAAGAAGAAAAGUUUUUAAAUGCUGAAAGUUACUAUAAGAAAGCUUUGGCUUUGGAUGAGACAUUUAAAGAUGCAGAGGAUGCUUUGCAGAAACUUCAUAAAUAUAUGCAGAAAUCUUUGGAAUUAAGAGAAAAACAAGCUGAAAAGGAAGAAAAGCAGAAAACAAAGAAAAUAGAAACAAGUGCAGAAAAGUUGCGUAAGCUCUUAAAAGAGGAGAAAAGGCUAAAGAAGAAAAGAAGAAAAUCAACUUCUUCCUCUUCAAGUGUUUCGUCUGCUGAUGAAUCACUUUCUUCUUCAUCAUCCUCUUCCUCUUCUGGCCACAAAAGGCAUAAGAAACGUAAGAGGAACCGUUCAGAGUCUUCUCGCAGUUCCAAAAGGCAUUCAUCUAGGGCAUCCUCCAGUCAGAUAGAUCAGAAUAGGAAAGAUGAAUGCUACCCAGUUCCAACUAAUACUUCAGCGUCUUUUCUUAACCAUAAACAAGAAGUGGAAAAACUACUGGAAAAGCAGGAUAGGUUACAGUAUCAAAAGACACAGGUAAAAGAGAAAGAUAGAUGCCCUUUCUCUUCAUCUUCAGUUGAAAUACCGGAUGAUCUUGGAGGUAGGUCUGAAGAGCCAAGAGAUUUUUAUAAUAGCUAUAAAACCCAGCCAUGUAGUAGCAAAACAGAGAAGCCAUAUAAAUCAGAAAGACAUUUUUCCAGUAGAAGAAAUGCCUCAGAUUCUUUCUGUAGGAAUCCAGAGGAUAAGGUAAAAACUUACGGUUACAGGAGAUUUGAAAAGGAUAUAGAGGGAAGAAAAGAGCACUAUAGAAGGUGGGAGCCAGGUACCGUGAGAUAUUCCACUUCACCAGCAAGCUCAGACAACUCUUGGAAGUCAGUUGAAAAAUACAAAAAAUAUACUUACCCUGGAUCACGUGAUUUCAGUAGACAUGAACAAAGGUAUCAAUUAAAUACAAAUCAAGGAGAAUAUGAAACAGAGGACAAUUAUGGGGAGGAUAUCAAAACAGAGAUUCCAGAAAAAGAUGGACUAAAUAGGAAAGAGCACUCAGAAAGCAAAGUUAAAAAAAAUUUACCUCAAAAUUUACUCAAUAUAUUUAACCAGAUAGCUGAAUUUGAGAAAGAAAAAGGAAGUAAGCCAAAAAAUUAAUAUGCCAAGGAAAUCAGCACCAUUACACCAAAUGCUGUUAAUUAAAAUUUGGGGAUGUUUUUGUUCAUAACAGUCCAGUGUAAAAAUCUCUGCUCUUAAAAUUAUUUGUAGAGAUUACAGAAAGCAAAUGUUUUUUAGCUUUUCUCAAAUUUGAUUCGUUUCAGUUGCAGGUUCCUUUGUCACAGCUUGAUUUUUAGGCCUUUCAUGUAUAUAUGUACAGUAUAUUUCUUACUCUGACAAUUUGAGUUUCUUCACCUAAAAAUAAUCCUCUGAAAGUAUUGUUUCUUCCUUGUAUUAUGGUGUACAAGAAUUCCUGGGUUCACCACAUCCUACAGUUUGAGAGAGAAUUAAAUUUGUGCGUUGAACACUUAGAUCAUCUUCAUCAAAAAUUAUUUCAUUCUCCUUUCUGUUAAAUUAAAAGCCUUCAACUUUUGAAAGAUUAUGUUUGAAUGUUUCUUGAUUAUUUGUAUCACUUGUUUAAAUAUUAAAUUUUUUUGCACAGUUUUAUUUGAAAUGGUAGAUUACGUGUCUUAAUUUGCUUCUAAAGUCUGAUUUAAUUAAAUGGUUUGUGAAUGGUCA